Molecule: messenger RNA, 2993 nt
Organism: Betta splendens (Siamese fighting fish)
Lineage: Eukaryota; Metazoa; Chordata; Actinopteri; Anabantiformes; Osphronemidae
Gene: cacng3a
Product: calcium channel, voltage-dependent, gamma subunit 3a
Exons: 4
Coding region: 1037-2020 (327 amino acids)
Biological process (GO): positive regulation of synaptic transmission, glutamatergic; transmission of nerve impulse; neurotransmitter receptor transport, postsynaptic endosome to lysosome
Cellular component (GO): AMPA glutamate receptor complex; postsynaptic density membrane
Molecular function (GO): channel regulator activity; voltage-gated calcium channel activity
Source: RefSeq, a predicted model, not a curated record
AGCAUGACGUGUUAAAGAACAGUGAUUAAAAUGUGCAGCCUACAUGUUUUUAUAGGUGUCAUAAUAGUAAAAGCUGUAAUUCCCAGUUCUGAAAUAUCUUUUAAGCUACUUUCUAAGGAAAAUGUAGCUAAGCUUUAGUUUGAAAACAGACCAUAAAAUAUGUUUUAUGUACGUACAUACUGUAUAUAAAAUUUGUUCUACGUUGUCUAGCACAACUGCAUGUGCAUGUACAUUAAGGCCCCUUCAGAAGACUAGACACAAACCUGACACGAACCUGGCAUCUUUAUUCCAAGGACUCAUUGUGCACAGCUCCUCUCCCAUGAUGUUAACACUUUACAAGCCAGGUUUAUAUGAAUGAAGUAGAUCAAUAGGACAUUAGAAGAACAUUACAAUGUGAUGCAGCCUUAGCUAAAUUUGUCAUAUGCAUAUGAAGAUAAAAUGUCUGGAUUAUUAAGAUACGUGUGUGGGCAGAUCCGCUGCUGAUAUUUGAUGAUAAACAGAUUAGAAUUUUACAUUAAGGUUAUGGAAUAUUACAGGACAUUGUUUUUGUUUAUUGUUUUGAAUUUCUUGCUUCUUGCUUGUUUGGGCUACAACUUUUUUUUAUUUGCAUAAACUAAAAAAACUCUAAAUUUAGAAUUACAGUAGUAAAGUACAUACACUUUAAAGAUUGUUGUAAAUGAUGUAAAAUUGUCAGUGAUGCUGAUCUAAGCAGAGGUGAAGAGUUCCAGAUGUGGGCCACAGCUGCCUCCGGUCACGCGCACACAGUGGAAGGGGGGACUAUCCUGCACUCCGUGUCCUGCACAGUUGGAGCAAACUACGAGUCCCGUCGAGCUGCGGCUGCUUCUUCCCUGGAUCAUUUUUCUGUGCUUUUCUGAUUCGCGACCAGCUUCGUUUGCGUCGCCCUCCACGAAAAAGUCCAUCUCCGUGAACUUUGGCUGCAGCAGCGACCGUCCCCGAACCUGCACGGAGCUGCAGGUACGAUGCUCCCCCCGCCUCCAGCCGCGGUCCACGCGAACACCCCGUGGUAGAGGCCGACAUGAGGCUGUGCAACCGCGGGGUGAUGAUGCUGCUGACCACGGCGGGGGCGUUCUGCGCCUUCAGCCUCAUGACCAUCGCCGUGGGGACCGACUACUGGCUCUACUCCCGCGGCAUGUGCCGCUCCAAGAGCCUGAGCGACAACGAAACCAUCCACAAGAACGAGGAGGUUCUGACCCAUUCGGGUCUGUGGAGGACCUGCUGCACCGAGGGGACAUUUCGGGGCGUUUGCAAAGACAUUGAUCACUUUCCUGAUGAUGCAGAUUAUGAGCAAGACGCCGCAGAGUAUUUACUACGAGCAGUACGGGCCUCCAGCCUCUUCCCCAUCCUCAGUGUGGGGCUGUUAUUCCUUGGAGGUGUGUGCGUAGCUGCCAGCGAGUUCUACAAGUCACGCUAUAAUGUCAUUCUCAGUGCGGGUAUCCUGUUCGUGUCUGCAGGUCUGAGUAACAUCAUAGGCAUCAUUGUGUACAUAUCGGCCAACUCAGGCGACCCGAGCCAGAGCGACAACAAGAAGAGCUACUCCUACGGCUGGUCGUUUUAUUUUGGGGCUCUGUCCUUCGUCCUGGCUGAGAUGGUGGGCGUCCUGGCAGUGCACGUGUUCAUCGAGAAGCACAGACAGCUACGCACUAAAGGUCGGCCUUCGCUGGUCAAGCCUCCUCUUUCCCGUAACUCGUCCGCCUAUCGCAACCAUUACUACCACAACCGCUCCCGGAGGUACAGUUACAGGAGCAACCACAGUGCAGGGGACUCGUUGAUGCGGGACAUAGAGCCGUCGCUCCCCUCCGACGCCAAAGCCCCCCCCAUGGCAGGUGUGCCAACCCCAGUGACAGUGGGCUCAGAGUUCAUGCUCUACACAUUAGGCUCACCUCUCAAAGAGGAUGAGAUUGACUUGGUUGUGGAUGAUUUAACGACUGGAGCUGCUCACAAUAACACAGAGAUGCUGCCUGGAAACUGUGCUGCCAACAGAAAGACGACGCCUGUGUGAGGAAGAUGAGCAGUGGUCAAACUGGAAGGAUUCUACAGGAGAAAAAAAACACUGGGAGAGAACUGAAUCACCUAAUCUGUGUGACUGUUUGGUCAAAAAUAUAAUUACAUCACAUUAGACAUUCCUAAUUUACCUAAGACCUACUGCAAUAAGACAUCUCCAAAUUAUCUGAACAACGCUCCUGAACUCAAAGGUCUCCAGCUCACAAACAAUUCAUGUAGACGACAUUCAGUGGAAUUUUACUACCAACCUUGUCGCUGUAGUGCAGUACGUGCCCCUAACGUAAUGUGCACAUAAACUAACUGGGUAGUUAGUGAGGUAGUUAUUUUCCGAGAAGUUGACGAGUGCCUCCUGCUCUAGACUCAACUGAUCCUAUUAAACCUAAAACCGAAACCCCAUUAAAUGCAUUAGAACUCUCUCUCUCUGUCUCUCACUGUUUGAGUAUGUGUCUGAAUAGUGUAACUUAAGUGUAACUAACUGUAACCUAAUGUUCUGGCCUCUUGUUCUGGAUGUGAUUCUCAGUCUCUGUUUAUGUUCAAUAAAACUGCAAAAUCUGGCAGAGUGCUCUUCAAAGAUAAACUGUUGUGGUUCAGGGUAUAGUGGUGUGCAUGGAGGGGACCCAGGGAGGAUAUCAACAAAAUAUUUUAGCCCAGUACAAAAACAGUCAACAAAUACACAAAUGUUUCAUAAAAAAAUAAUAGACCCCUUAGUACUAAAAAACACUGUGAACACGUCUGUUUGCGCAUGCAUUUUUGACCUGUGUUAAAUUUGAUUGUGGCUCAGUAAAAGCAGCACACUUCCCAGUUUGCUGAUGCGUUACCAUGGCAGCAGCAUCUUCAAACCAACCCCACAAGUAAACACUGUAAAAUUUUAUUGUUUAGUUAGUCAAAUGCAGAAUUUGCUUCUACCUGAGAAAAACUAAAAAGCUGUAAUAAUUUUCAAUGAGCUCAUGUCUUGAAACCUCUGGCUUAGG